AUGUACGAAGGUUCCGUAAAUAAAGUACAUACUUUUUUAAAAUUUGAUUACAGGAAUUCAGCUACUUUAGUUGUGACAUUAAAAAUACCCAGAAAGACUCGUAAUAAUGGAACCUUAUUCAUGCAUGCAGUUUUACUCGAUGAAAACAGGCUCUAUGAUAACUUUAUUGACAUAUUCAGUACAGAAUCUGUACAUACUUUACCUUUAGUGACUCAUAUUGAACCUCAAGCUGCAACUUUUAACCUUCUACAAUCUCAUAAUAAUGAAGAUAGUGUACAACAAGAAAAACAUUUAAGACCAUAUGCACAUAUAUUUACUAAAGCACCAUUGUCUAUUUUAACUGAUAACUUGAACCUACCUAUUAAGAAAAUUCCUGAUGAGCUUUAUCAUUACAUGAGAAUCCGUAAUGAAAAAUUUCUUCCAAUCAUUCAGCAUAAUGUUUUGAAAUCACGCAUAUCUGAUUUGCAAUUAUUGAACAGUAGCACAUCUGAAGUGAAUGUUACUGUGGAAGUGUCGCCAGCAUCAUAUGGAUCAUUGCGACUGGCAUUACAUGUGCGACUAGCAUUGCAACAAUUGCAUGGCCUGGGAUUUAGCGAUAAAGAUGUGGAUGAUGUAAAAGGAAUUUUUGCAGAUACCAACCUCUAUUUACUAUCCGCAACUGUUCUUAUUGCUAGUUUUCAUUUGCUUUUUGACUUCCUGGCGUUCAAGAAUGACGUGUCUUUCUGGCGCGGUAAGAAGUCUCUCGCAGGCCUGUCGACUCGCACAGUGCUUUGGCGAGCGUUCUCUCAAUUCGUUAUCUUCUUCUAUCUGAUGGAUCAGCAGACGUCGCUUCUGGUGUUGGUUCCGGCUGGAAUUAGCGCUGGUAUAGAGCUAUGGAAGGGGACGAAGGUGCUGCACGUGGAGGUGUCGUGGCGCGGGUGCCGGGCGCGCGCGCGCGCGGGCGGCGCGGCGGAGCGCUGCACGGCGCGCGCGGACGCCGAGGCCAUGCACUACCUGGCGCUGCUGCUGUACCCGCUGUGCGCGGUCGGCGCCGUCUACUCGCUGCUGUACGAGCCGCACAAGAGUUGGUACUCAUGGGCGCUAAACAGUAUCGUGAACGGCGUGUACGCGUUCGGUUUCCUGUUCAUGUUGCCGCAGCUGUUCGUGAACUACCGGCUGCGGUCGGUGGCGGCGCUGCCGUGGCGCGCCUUCAUGUACAAGGCCUUCAACACGUUCAUAGACGACGUGUUCGCCUUCGUCAUCACCAUGCCCACCGCCCACCGCGUGGCCUGCUUCCGAGACGAUCUGGUCUUCUUGGUUUAUUUGUAUCAGAGAUGGCUAUAUCCCGUAGACAAAUCUCGCACUGAUACUGCGUCAAGUAUGGAGGAGAACCCGGAUGAGAUGGAGCCCCUCAAAAAUAAGGACGAC
This is a messenger RNA of Brenthis ino (lesser marbled fritillary), 1407 nucleotides long. The record is from the annotation of a GenBank genome assembly. NCBI's taxonomy places the organism in Eukaryota, Metazoa, Arthropoda, Insecta, Lepidoptera, Nymphalidae.